AAAAGUCGCUGCGUGCGGGAGCACGCUGUAAAUACCCAGCCCUUGGUGUGCCUGCUGCUGGAUACAGGAAGUGCACAACGAGUGCUGCAGCCCACGCCUGGCACGGCUGUGCCUUCUCAUGGCUUUAGAUGUGGGAACAAUGUGCGGGGAGCUGUUAGUGAGGCCUCUCGAGUGAUGGUAGCAUCACGUAACUAUGCCGACUUUGCAAAUGAAGCUACGUUUGAAAUUAAGCCGUGUGACCUCCAUCGCCUGGAAGAAGGCCCUCCUACCACUGCAGUGCUGACACGAGAGGAAGGGCUCCAUUACUACAAGACAAUGCAGACCAUACGGCGCAUGGAGCUGAAGUCUGACCAGCUUUACAAGCAGAAAAUUAUUCGUGGCUUCUGUCACUUAUAUGAUGGUCAGGAGGCUUGCUGCGUAGGGCUUGAAGUUGCCAUAAAGCCUACAGACCACGUGAUAACAGCAUACAGAGCUCACGGAUUUACUUAUGCCCGAGGCGUCCCCGUUCGAGAAAUUCUCGCUGAACUUACAGGUCGAAAAGGAGGAUGUGUGAAGGGAAAAGGAGGAUCAAUGCAUAUGUAUACCAAAAACUUUUAUGGUGGUAAUGGUAUUGUCGGUGCUCAGGUUCCUCUUGGAGCUGGGAUUGCGCUCGCCUGCAAAUACUUUGGUAAAAAUGAGGUCUGCCUGACUUUAUAUGGGGAUGGUGCAGCCAACCAGGGCCAGAUAUUUGAAACAUACAAUAUGGCAGCCUUGUGGAAGUUGCCUUGUAUUUUCAUCUGUGAGAACAAUCGGUAUGGAAUGGGAACCUCAGUUGAAAGAGCUGCAGCCAGUACUGACUACUACAAAAGAGGAGACUUCAUCCCAGGGCUUAGAGUGGAUGGCAUGGAUGUUCUCUGUGUUCGAGAAGCAGCCAAGUUUGCAGCCGAGUACUGCAGAGCUGGAAAAGGUCCUAUUGUGAUGGAGUUGCAGACAUACCGUUAUCAUGGCCACAGUAUGAGUGAUCCUGGCAUAAGCUAUCGUACUAGAGAGGAAAUUCAAGAAGUGAGAAGCAAAAGUGAUCCCAUUACUUUGCUGAAGGACAGAAUGAUCAACAAUAACCUUGCUAGCGUUGAAGAAUUAAAGGAAAUCGAUGUGGCAGUGAGAAAAGAGAUAGAGGAAGCUGCUCAGUUUGCUACCACUGACCCAGAGCCCCCACUGGAAGAACUCGGUAACCACAUUUACUUCAAUGAGCCGCCCUUUGAAGUGCGUGGCCCCAACCAGUGGAUAAAGUAUAAGUCUCUCAGCCAUUCAUAAGAAUAAGUGAGUGCAUUUACAAGAACUGUAAUGACUCAGAAACCUUAAUCUUUAUUUAACACCUCCUCUUUCAAAAGAAGGUGUUGAGUAAGGCAGUCUCAUCACAGUACAGAUUGUCUUAAACAUGCCUGAAUGUUGUUUCAGAAGGAGCUAAACUAUGAGAAAGCAGCAGUUUAUUUAAAUUGCUAUAUAUUUGCUUCACAGGUUUUCUUUGGAUUGCUGUAUUUGUCAUGUACAGUGUAAAAAUAAAAAUAAAUAAACUUUAACAACAUUUAA
Messenger RNA from Meleagris gallopavo (turkey), 1569 nucleotides. The record is from RefSeq and is a predicted model, not a curated record. Lineage: Eukaryota; Metazoa; Chordata; Aves; Galliformes; Phasianidae.